AUGAACUCGAGGGAGUUGGCGACCUGGAAGCUCACUACCGAAUGGCCUGUGGCUGAAGCAUCGGUUGAGGGAAACUUCCACCUUCACGUGGACGAAGCCAAGUACAAAAAUUCGUAUGGGAAUCAUCGGUCCAUCGUCAAACUCGAGGUGAUAGAUGAAGCACAUCACGAGUUUGAUGCUUCCGGAGUUCUUAUAGGGCUCGACCUGGUUCUGACCUCCGCACACAACGUUCUGUAUCGUGGUGGAGAGACAUUUGUCUCUCGGGUCAUGUCUGUCAAAGCGUACAUUGGGUACCACCGCUCAAAGUCUUCGAAAGGGAUAGGGGUCGAAAAGCGUUUCGGCAAAAGAGUCAUUGUGCUUCAAGCAUGGGAACGCUCUGGAUUCGCCUGGCACAACGACAUGGCCCUUAUCAAGCUCGAGAGCGACUUUCUACAGGUCGAGCCAGCCUUGUACCAGGCGCCACCUUUGGUGUGGUCGGAGGUGCUUGGUAUCGGCUAUCCUGGUGAGAACACAACGCAAGGCAGCGGAUCUUGUCCGCUAUGCGAGGAUGCUGGAUGCAUGUACGAAGUGGUGGGUGGGGCCCGGUGUGAAGACGACGGGUUGCUUGAGUGCAAGCUUUUGGCUGUGUCUGGUAACUCGGGAAGCCCUAUCUUUCUCAAAGACGAGCCAAGGCCAAGAAAAAACACACUCAGAACAGUCAUAGCCACCUGCAGCGGCAGUAAGUCAAAGGAGGGUACCAUCUACGCCGCUCCAGUGGAUGUCCCCUUCAUCCAAGCAACCAAAUAUUUCCUGAGUCAACAACAUCUCCCUUCUAAUCUACACUUCAUAAUGCACCAGCAACCCGAUACUCAGACAUGGACUAUCUUCCAGUCUACAGAGAUUUGA
Alternaria hordeiaustralica is the source of this 885-nucleotide messenger RNA. RefSeq lists its product as uncharacterized. The record is from RefSeq and is a predicted model, not a curated record. Gene Ontology annotation, molecular function: serine-type endopeptidase activity. Gene Ontology annotation, biological process: proteolysis. The transcript is spliced from 3 exons. NCBI's taxonomy places the organism in Eukaryota, Fungi, Ascomycota, Dothideomycetes, Pleosporales, Pleosporaceae. The coding region runs from base 1 to 885 and encodes 294 amino acids.